CGCUCGUAGGACAGGUCACAGCUGAGCCGAUGAGAUCAUGGAGGCUGAGGUCGGACGGGAUACGGCCAACAGGACUGCUCGGUGAUGGAGAGCUGCCUGUCCGAAUUCACGAUGUCCUACAGUAUAGCUGAAAAUACAAGACAUCCUGCCAAUGUUUCUAGGAGCCCCACUGCCAACAGUCUCCACUUCUUUCUUCGAAGAAGACUAAAUCCAGCUCAGUCUCUACACAGUCGGAUAUGGACUAGUGAAAAGUUUUGGCCAUUAAGUGCUCUUUAUUAUUCCUGUUGCUUGUUCUUAUUCCAUCAACUAUUUCCUUCCAGAUUUUAUAUUUUACAAUAAAAUUAUGCCUUUAAACAUAAGAGCCAAGCCCUCACACAGCAAGCUGACUGCUGCUGCAAAGAGUAGUGGGCACAACGAUGGCAGCACAUCUCAAUCACGCUUUCAGAGGUCUGCAAAACAAGGAAAAGGCAAACAGGCUGUCACAUCAGGUCCUGGGUACCGCUCAGGACUUGAGCCUGGCUCUGUGUCAAGCGGUGGGCCUCCACCGGCAGCUAAACUGACCGGGGCACAAGGUGCAGCUUCAAAGCCGGGUUCGAGAAUCAAAAUCAGUACAUCAGCAGCAGAAAAAGGCUCAGCUCGUGGUUCAGCAACAGCUCCGGGGGGUAAAACCCUGUCCAUGGAGAACAUCCAGUCCCUAAGUGCUGCAUAUGCCACUUCUGGAACCAUGUAUCCCAGUGAGCGGGAGUCCUUGGAACCUUCCGGUGGGUACCCAAAAGGCACCAUGACGUUAGGCCGGAGUACCAAACGCUCAUCUUACAGCAGUCGCACAAUAGGUAGUGGAAGCACCCCAAACAUCACAGCCUCUGGUAUGCAUCACAUAUCAGACUCAUGUGGAGACCAAACUGUAGUUUGCACAGGAACUUCCAGUUUGCGCCGGCAGUCAGGAAGAUGCACCCAAACAGUGGAUUCAGCUGAUCGAGGAGAUGCUUCCACUUACGAUCUCCAGGCUAUGCUGAGGGAUCUGCAGAGGGAAAAUGAAAGUCUCCGGAGAGAAUUGGACGGAGGAAGGGAUGGAAAGACAGGCUAUGGCACGAAUAGUGUUAAUUUCUGGAGCCCGGAUGUUAAGAGAGACAAGGGGAGUAGGCGUGAAGAGGGAGUAAGGACACCAGCUCUGAGGGAGCCAUGCAGGGUGAACCAAGAAGAUAUACAG
Molecule: messenger RNA, 1210 nt
Organism: Cyprinodon variegatus (sheepshead minnow)
Lineage: Eukaryota; Metazoa; Chordata; Actinopteri; Cyprinodontiformes; Cyprinodontidae
Product: ERC protein 2-like
Exons: 2
Biological process (GO): neuromuscular synaptic transmission; maintenance of presynaptic active zone structure; regulation of synaptic plasticity
Cellular component (GO): cytoskeleton of presynaptic active zone
Molecular function (GO): structural constituent of presynaptic active zone
Source: RefSeq, a predicted model, not a curated record